Thunnus maccoyii (southern bluefin tuna) is the source of this 7706-nucleotide messenger RNA. RefSeq names its product diacylglycerol kinase eta. Bases 68 to 3421 code for a protein of 1117 amino acids. Gene Ontology annotation, molecular function: ATP-dependent diacylglycerol kinase activity. The record is from RefSeq and is a predicted model, not a curated record. Lineage: Eukaryota; Metazoa; Chordata; Actinopteri; Scombriformes; Scombridae. The transcript is spliced from 31 exons. Gene Ontology annotation, biological process: intracellular signal transduction; diacylglycerol metabolic process; lipid phosphorylation.
UGUCCCUUUUCACUUCACUUUCUUCCUCCUUCUUUUUUUUUUUUUUUUGUUCCACCUUUGACUCCUCAUGGCGUCCAAACUGAACCCGAACGUCCUGUACGUGGCGGAUCCUGGCGAGUCGCUGGGGUCGCCCCAAGCGGACUCUGAAAGGACUCAUAUCGCCGGAGAAGCCGGAGAAGAGUCGUCAGACAGCGACGGGGAGCAAGAGGAGACGUCGCACAAGCUGAUCCGCAAAGUGUCGACCUCGGGACAGAUACGGGCCAAGAAAAGUGUAAAGGAGGGAAUCCUGUUAAAGCAGACGAGCUCCUUCCAGAGAUGGAAGAGGAGGUACUUCAAACUUAGAGGGAGGACCCUCUACUAUGCCAAAGACUGCAAGUCUCUGAUUUUUGAUGAGGUGGACCUAUCAGAUGCCAGCGUGGCCGAGAACAGCACCAAGAACAUCAAUAAUAGUUUCACGGUGAUCACGCCAUUUCGAAAAUUAAUGCUAUGUGCCGAAAGCAGGAAAGAAAUGGAGGACUGGAUCAGUGCUCUUAAGUCCGUCCAAAAAUGGGAAACUUAUGAGGCAAGCCAGUUCAACAUGGAACAUUUCUCCGGGAUGCACAACUGGUACGCCUGCUCACACGCCAGACCGACCUUCUGCAACGUCUGCAAAGAGGCUCUGCCAGGCGUCACCUCCCACGGCCUGUCCUGUGAAGUCUGCAAGUUUAAGGCUCAUAAGCGAUGUGCAAUUCGCUCCACCAACAACUGCAAAUGGACCACACUGGCCUCUAUAGGAAAUGACAUCAUUGAAGACGAGGAUGGGGUGUCCAUGCCCCACCAGUGGCUGGAAGGAAACCUGCCGGUCAGUGCCAAAUGUGUGGUGUGUGACAAGAACUGUGGCAGCGUGCGGCGGCUGCAGGACUGGCGCUGCCUCUGGUGCAAAGCCAUCGUCCACAUCAGCUGUAAAGAACAAAUGGGGAAGGUGUGUCCCUUGGGUCAAUGUCGAGUGUCAAUCAUCCCUCCCACUGCACUUAACAGCAUCGACUCAGACGGCUUCUGGAAGGCCACCUCCGCGUCGUGCUCCAGCCCUCUCCUGGUCCUCGUCAACUCCAAAAGCGGAGACAACCAGGGGGUCAAGUUCCUCCGCAAGUUCAAGCAGCUCCUCAACCCAGCUCAAGUCUUCGACCUGAUGAACGGAGGACCGGAGCUCGGCCUGCGCCUUUUCCAGAAGUUUGUGACGUUUCGUAUCCUGGUGUGCGGAGGAGACGGCAGCGUGGGCUGGGUGCUCUCGGAGCUGGAUAAACUCAACCUCCAUAAACAGUGCCAGCUCGGCGUGCUGCCGCUGGGCACAGGUAACGACCUGGCUCGCGUUCUUGGCUGGGGAGGCCUCUGCGACGACGACGCUCAGCUGCUGCAGAUCCUGGAGAAGCUGGAGAGAGCCACCACCAAAAUGUUGGACCGAUGGAGUGUGAUGACAUACGAGGUGCCCACCAUCAAUAAACACACACCAAUAGUGAAGGAAGAUGACAGCCUUGAUUCUCCUCUGCAGGUUCACAUCACUCAGUAUGCAGACUCCGUGGCCUCCCACCUUGCCAAGAUCCUGGACUCGGACAAACACAGUGAUGUCAUUUCCUCCGCCAAUUGCACAUUGCAAAACACUGCUGGAGACUUGCAACAAGAAGGAGACACUGCAGAGAGGAUGAAAUGGUUCCUGUGUGGGACGGUGAAUGAUUUUGUGGCGGAGGUGGGGAAGGCGUACGAGAGAGCCACAGAGAACAAGGAGGAGGCAGAUGCCAUGGCAAAGAAGUGCGCGCUGCUGAACGAGAAGCUCGAUUCCCUCGUCAAGGCCUUAAGUGAGGAAGCGGAUGCUCAGGUGGUGCCAGCGGGUUCGGUGCCGAGCCAGGAGGGCGGCAGCUCCAGCCCCAGUGAAAGCGGCGGUGAGUCGGGUUCGGAGGGUAAAACGUACCGGUCCAAGGAGCAGCUGAUGCUCAGAGCCAACAGCCUGAAAAAAGCUCUGAGGCAGAUCAUCGAACAGGCUGAGAAAGUGGUGGACGAGCAGAACCGACACACGCAGGUCCAGAGGAUGUCGUCGUCGUCCUCCAUCAAAAGAGAAAACAGCGAGGAGCUGAAGGAUGCUGAGCCACGUCAAGGAAGUUUAAGUCCGACCUCCCCGAUCGUCCUGGAGAAACCAGAAAGCCUCAACACCGUCACCUUCAACGAGGACUCUGUACAAUGUUCAGAGAAGUGUGUAAUGAACAACUAUUUUGGCAUCGGGCUGGACGCCAAGAUCUCCCUGGAGUUUAAUAACAAGAGAGACGAGCACCCGAAAAAAUGCAGUAGUCGCACCAAAAACAUGAUGUGGUACGGAGUGCUGGGGACCAAAGAGCUGGUCCAGAAGACGUACAAAAACCUGGAGCAGCGAGUUCAGCUGGAGUGUGACGGAGUUCCCAUGUCUCUGCCGAGUCUCCAGGGCUUGGCUGUGCUCAACAUCCCCAGCUAUGCAGGCGGUAUCAACUUCUGGGGAGGCACCAAGGAGGAUAAUAACUUCGGCGCUCCGUCUUUCGACGAUAAGAAGUUGGAGGUGGUGGCGGUGUUCGGCAGCAUGCAGAUGGCGGUGUCCAGGGUCAUCAACCUGCAGCACCACCGCAUCGCACAGUGCCGCCAGGUGAAGAUCACCAUCUUGGGGGAGGAAGGGGUUCCUGUCCAGGUGGACGGCGAAGCCUGGAUCCAGCCGCCCGGCAUCGUCAAGAUCGUCCACAAGAACCGGGCACAGAUGCUCACCAGAGACAGGGCUUUCGAGAGCACGCUGAAGUCAUGGGAGGACAAGAGGAAGAUCGACAGCUACCGCGCCAGCAGGCCCCGCCUUAACUCCCAGCAGUCCAUGGAGUACCUUACGGAGGAGGAGUGCGCUCAGGUUCAGCAGCUGGGCAUCGUGGCCGACACGCUCAUCAACAAGAUCCGUGAGGCAGCCAAGACCCACAAGCUGGUGGAGCAGGAGUUGGCUCACGCCGUCAACGCCACCGCCCUGGUGCUCACAGAGGCCAAACUGUCCAGCCCGGAGUUUCUGAGUCGCAGCACGGCGGUGGAAAUCGUCAACAGCAGUAAAGUUCUCCAGGCUGAGACCAUGAUGCUGCUGGAUGGAAAACUACUGUCGGAGUGUCCAGAGGAAGAGGAGCUUCAGUCGACUCUGAACAGCCUCAGCGCCGAGCUCCAGAAGCUGGACGACAUCCACUGGAUCUGUCCGCUCAUGCAGUGCUCCGAGGAGGUUUGCGAAUCGGUGAGGAGCAGCAGUAAGAGCAGCAGCAGCAGCAUGAAGCUGAAGAUCAUGCCGAAGGUGAAGAAGGAGAGAGAGAAGCUCCACAAGCAGAAGUCCAACAGCUCUCUCUCAGGAACUUGGGAUAUCAAAGGCGGGGCUGGUGAGGCAGACUCCUCAGGCAAUUGAAGACCUGCAUGAGGUGCUUUAUUACCGCUGCCGUUACCAUGACAACCAAGGGUGAGGAGCACCCCUCCUGUCCUCCUCCCCUCUAACCGUGACGCCCAGUGGCCUGACAGGUGUGAGGAAGACGAGGAAAACCAUCUUCCCAACUUUUUUUUUUUUUUUUUUUGCUAUUUCCUCCCUGUUUUACUUCUUUGUCCUCCUUUUUCUUUGUUGGCAAACAGCGAGGACUUUUCCUUCUUCUUCUACUUUUUAUUUGUUUUUUUUUUUUCAAGGGGUCGGGCUUUGCAUCGCGUUGUUUCACCACUGGCGUUCUGCUUUUGGUUCUGUUUACCUGCUUGAGCUCGGGAGUUGGCGUGGCCAGCAGCGAAUCAAACAGUUGAUGAGGAAGUUGUGAAAGACAAUGUUCUCAAAAAAGGUUGUUUUGUCUUGUUUUUUUUUUUGACAAAGAAAUGUGUUUACGUGGCGCUCUCCUUGCAUGUCGAGGGCAGCCAUCUUAUUUUAUAUCUAUCAUUAGUUGCUAUGAUCUUUUAAUGUUGUCUCUAACUUUAAUUAUUUUAUUUCUGAACUUCUGAAUAGCCUUUAGACUUUGGUUUAUUUCUAAGAGACUUUCUAAGAGUAUUUAUUUCUUGUUGCUACUGCCAUGAGAACUCCCCAACGGCAACAAAUCAACAAAAUGAACAAACUCAAACAUCUCAACCUUAUCGUCUACUGAACUGGAGAAUAUCUUAAAUGUUGCAAAAAAUAUACUGAGGAAUGUAUUUGUGUGGACUUGUAUUAACCUGUGAAUAAGAUAAUGUAACGAUAAAUCAUAUAUGAUUUCACAAAGGUUCUACUGUUGUGGUUCAAAAGUGGUUCUUAAUAGGCUGUUGUGUGACUUGUGUGGUCCGAGGCUAUGCAGCCGUGUUGCAAAAAUAACCUUUUUAUUGAUGAGUCAUUUCAUCUGAAAUUCAACCCUGUAAAAACAUCCGACUGUGGGAUUUACAGUAAGGUACAGUUAUUAUCAAGGUCUACAGACUGACUUGCAUUGAAAAUAAGUCAAAAAAAAAAAAAAUCACAUCCCACUGUACAUUUUUUCACUUAUUUUAAGAACCGUUUUAAGGUACGGUACCAGAUGAAAUGACUCAAUAAGUCUGAUAUUUUUGGCAGAGUGAGGUGAAGGUGUUUCGAAAAGGAGGAAGCAUCAAGGAUGUGUUAGCAAAACAUCACAAGUACUCAGUAUAUUACUCCUACUUUGCCAUAUUCAUGAUUGUAAAUGUAAUAUAAGAAUAAGAGUUAGUGAAUAUUUGAUUUUGCCUUGUCUGUGGUUAAAAGCUAUUAUUAUUAUUAUUAUUAUUAUUACAAAUAUAUAUAUUUUUUGUAUAUUUUAUUUUCCCAAUGGUAAUCUGUGAAGCUGUCCUAGCUUUGCUGCUUCCCCCUUUGACAAACUCCUUGGCCACUGUGCAUAUAAUCGAAGCCAGUUAAUGCUGUUGUGUGUGUCCCUGCAUGCGUACUUAGCCUUCCUCCGCCUCACAGUGGGGGCUGAAGUUGCCUCGUAAUAGUGAAUACUAGCCUGUUUGUUCCAACCAGCAGCAUUUACAGAUAUUUCUUUUGUUUUAACCUGCUUUCCGUAAGAGAUGGUUGGGGUUUCACUGUAUUUAAGAAGUGUAAUUUUGGGGGAAAAAACAGCUGUCAAAUACCUUGUUGUGUUGCCCAAACAUGGUUCAGUGAGCAGGUUAUGACUAGCAGAGAGAUUUCCUACAUCAGAAUAUUAUUUGAUGCAGCUACGGCCAAAAUAAGCUUGUGAAAAGAUCUUUGAUACAUGUGCUGCUGUGCGGAAAUGGCUAAAAUAUUGAGGUUUAAGUAAAUGGACCUAUACAGUUAUGUUCUAGAGGCAACUUCUAUCCGGUUUUACAGUAAUGAUCCUUUAAGGAAUGCAACAUUUUGGGAAAAUUGCUGUGAUACUGUGAGAUAAGAAGUUUAAUAUCUAUUUUAUCUCUGUGUGCUCAGUAAAAUAGCUCCCCGUCACGUUUAGCCUAGCUUAGCACAAAACUGGAAGAAGCGGGAAACAUUUUACCAUCAAAAGUAAAAUAUGUCUUCCAGCCACACCUAAAAUGUGCUAGUUACAUGUAUCUUGUCAACAAUCAAACUAGUUAUCCAUCUAAUUCAAGAGUCGCAAAGUUUUUUUUGUUUUUUUUUAGUGUUAAGCUAGCAACUUGACUACGACGACUUGACUUCUAAGAGGCUGUAUGUUGUCAGGAAAUACCUCCACUGUGUAAGAAAACUGCUUGUUAAACCACAUUUUCGAUUUUUGCAUGUUAAAUAUACACAUACAGUAAAUAAGACAGCUUUUUAUUUAUUGGAAGGUACUUUCGACAGAGCUAGGCUAGCUGUUUCCUCGUGCUCCCAGCCUUUGUGAUAAGCUAACACUUCACAAAGCUAACUACGCACUGAAGAGAAAAGUACAUUUUUCUUCUCAUCAAAUGCUCUGUAAGACAGCAAAAAUGCACAUUUCUUUAAAUUUUCAGAGUAUUAUUUUAAAAGUUGUAAUUGCCAGAAUGUAAUGAAGAAGUAAUGUUAGCUAAUCAAGACCAGAACUGAGUCAAAUACUGGCUACAAAUGUUCGUUAGUUGUUCCGAGUGCCAUACUGUAGGUGGAGUUAGCAACAUAAUGUAAAGGUAAAUAACGUGUUUUCCAUGAUUCACAUUUACCUGAAGCUGAUUUAUCGUGAUGCAACUCUACCACAUCUACCAACUACAGAAAGGACUAAAAAGUUAACGUUAGCUUUCAGAAAUAUUGACUCAGGUUUGAUCAAAAUGGACAAACUUAUGUGUUUUUAGCUUUAAUUUGGAUAUCACAUCCAUGAACAAGGCUGUAAACCUGUAAAGGAUCAUUUCUGUGUGUGUGUUUUUUUUGUUUUUUUUUCCUGUUCCUGUAAAGGGUUGGCUCUUGACUUUCUCAGUUAUUGACGCAUUGAUCCAAUUAACCUGAGCCAACCCUUCACAGGGCGGUGUUACUGUGAGGCGUUGUAGAUGUUCAGCUCUGGAAGGAUUGUGCUACUGUAUCCAUAGUGUGCCAGCUAUACGCUCUACACCUUAGAGGCUUUAGUGGUGUCGUGCCAAGUUUGUACUGAAUUCAGUGGGGUUAUGAGACAUACAGGGUGUGUGUGAGAGUGUGUGAGCUUACAUGCGCUUCAGAUGCGAAAGUUGUUGUACGUCGUACAUUUCAAAGUUUACUGUAUCUUGCCUUGCACUUUACGAAGAAGCAAACUUAAUGGGGAAAAAAAAGACAUUUGAGUGUAUGUGCGUGUGUGUAUGUUUAAGAUUAUGAGUGUUUACGAGUGUUUUUUUUAAAUUGAUUUGAUGACGAGAAUCUUUUAUUUAUGACAAAUGUAUACGGACAAAAGUGUGUUGAUAAAAUGUAAUAUAUCUAACCAAACAUAAAAGAAUGAUGAAUAUAUAGAGAUGCAUACACAAAUGUUUAUUACAUCGGUGGUUGUACAAUUACUCCCACAGCAGCUUGAAACCUCCCAUUUAACACCAAUGUUAUAACGUGAUCAUGUGUCAGCAAUGUCAUUGAAAUGUCAUUCCAAUGUUACGCCAAUUGGUAUUGAACUAGUAUUAAAAAAAAAAAAAUGUAACCAAUGUUAAAGUUAUUCUGACUUUAAACCAAAGUUGUUGAAAUUCUCCAGUGUUAUACGGACUAAUGAAUAGUUUACACAAAAAAAAAACAAAAAAAAAACACGUCAUGUUCAGCCUGUGUGAAGCCAAUAUUUGGGUAAAACUUUUGUGUAUCAUUUUGAAAUUGCAAGUUUUAAGACGGUCUACCUUUUUAUGCUUUAAUUAGCAUUUGUUGUGUCGAGUUUGGGGAACGAACAUUUGUGGAAUCCCUUUUGGGAAAAAUUGUGUUGCCUAAAGUUUAAUGGGUUUUUUUUUAAAUGAUGAUUUCAUAGCUUUUUUGUUAUGUUUUAUGUCUUUUUUUUCUUUUUUUUUUUCAAGUAGCGAACAUGUCAUUUGGGACUAAAACUCCUUCAAGGAGUCACAUGGAGCUGAGAAACUGUAAUGAAUCCACAGAUUACCAACACGCCACCAUGUUUGUGCAACAGUAUUCCAUAGAAGACAUUUGUGAACGCACCCCCCCUGAUCUGAACAGCCUAUAUAUCGAGACUGUGUGCGCAAUGCUGGAAGCCAGACUAGAUGUUGCACGACUCUGUACGUUGCGAGGUGUUUUAUUGUGUUAUCGUGUGCAGUGUGUAACAAAGACUAAAGUCAGCGCAACCCUUUGGAGAUUAAAUGAUUUAUUGAAGUGUGAA